Molecule: messenger RNA, 3995 nt
Organism: Sitophilus oryzae (rice weevil)
Lineage: Eukaryota; Metazoa; Arthropoda; Insecta; Coleoptera; Curculionidae
Product: reticulocyte-binding protein 2 homolog a-like
Exons: 15
Coding region: 159-3836 (1225 amino acids)
Cellular component (GO): cytoplasm; nucleus
Source: RefSeq, a predicted model, not a curated record
UGAAAUGUCAUAUGUGUUUAUCGUUAGUAUAUUCUGUGGUGUUUAUUUCCUUUCUAAAGUAAAUGAGAUAUGAGAUUAUAAUCGAUAAACACGAAUUUUGCAGAACUAGCAUUUCAAAACAUUGGUUUUAAUCAAGUCCGAAUUUAAUUUUUGAUAAAAUGUCGGCAGAAAGGGAAAGUUGGAGCGACAAAAUCAACGAUUUACUUCGGUUUAUUGACCUUAUGGUCAAACAAACUUGCCGAAGAGCAAAAUACGAAUAUGAUACCCGUGGAAGAUAUAUUAAAGAAGAUAAAACUAGUAUUUAUUCUGUUGAUCAUUUACGGAGGGUAUUUGAGAAUCCCAGAGAACAUAUUUAUCAAUUAGUUAAGAACCCCCAAAAAACUCUUAAAGGUCUUAGGGUUGAAAACCAAGGUGCUCCGGAACGAAAGGAUACAAGAUUUACCAAAAUCGAGCAAAAAAUGCUUCUUGACUUUGUUAAAAAAGUUCAAGACCUAUCGCCUGCCCAACAGGUGCAUUGGAUUGAUCUAAACCACUAUAUAUAUUAUGCUUACAGAAAUUUUGCUUGCGAAAAUCCAAAUCCCAACCCUGAAGCUUUAUCAGCUUUUUUUAUUUGUGAGAUGAAGUGUCUCCUAGACCGCUUGAAAGAAGAAGACGAGAGUCAGGUGUGGCUCAGAAUAUUUACUUUACUAAGGGAGUAUUGCAUAUUUGCACAGUGGCAUUAUAGCCAAAACUUUGACGAACAUGCCCUCACGAAAUUUUUUUACUAUUAUGAAGCCAUGUUAACUUCUGCAAAAAGUUUAAUUCCUGUAUUUUUGGAUUUCGAGAAGGAUGUGAUAUAUAAACAUUAUAAAGUCUGUUGGAUAGACUUUAAUACCUUUAUUUUUAUAAGAUACUUUUAUGAAAGUGAGAAAGUUACAGAGAAAAUAUCUAAACUUCUAGAAAUGAAUAAUAGCCCAGGAGAUUCACCCCAAAUGUUUACCUUGAUGAGCGAUUUAAAUAAGUUAUGGACCAAGGAAAAAACUAGAGUUUCUUUAUUGCAGCAAGAAGGUCGGUUAGCUGAAAAUACACCUGAAGCUAUAAGAGAAAGGAAGAACUUGGCUAGUCACAAAAAAAUAGUAAAGGGCAAUUUUUGGGUUGAUAGAACUAAGGAUCUUAAGAAGCGUAAUGAAUUACAUAGACUAGAUCACAAUUUAUUUGAGUUACUCAAUGAUCCGGAUUUCUUGCCUGAAGGCCCUGGAGUUAACAAGAAUGGCCAGUGCAUUUGUGAGGAAUGUAUGAUAGCUAGAUACAAAAUUUUUUUAGAUACCAAUGACGAUUUUUCUGCCAUACAAAUUACUGACAGAAUAAGCUUCUGCAGGAGAUGUAAAUGUCUUAUAAAGUUGGAUUUAUUCCACCAACAUAUAUGCAACCAUGCAGAAAACACGAAAUAUCAUAAAAACUCAUUAGCAAAACCACACAAUUUAAUUAAUUUUAUAUCAGAAAGGAUGGAUUUUAUGAGGAUAAGAAGGAAUUCAAACAUAAGCGAUAUGCUGAAUGAGAAAUUAAAGAUAAAUAAAACCAACAGUGUGGUGUCUAAACUAGCAUUAGAACAAUAUUUGCAGAAUAAAAAAGAAUCUGAUGGAGAUAUGAGAAACAAAAAUGGUAGAAAUAGAUUAUUUCAAGAUGAUUUAAUGCAGGAACUUGGAAAGGAGUUAAAAUUACCAAAGGAAAAAACUGAAAAUACUAGUACACAAAAUUGUACUACCGAACAACUCGAAGAAAUUGAAAAGAAAAUGUUGGAGAUUCGGAGAAACGGUCAUAAGCCAUAUCCACCUUCAAAACAAGCCAGCACAAAAGAAGUCGGCUCGAAAGAUGGUUGCGGUCCUUAUGAAAAUUCUAAUAAUAAGAAUACGAAAAAUUGCGAUUGUACUUAUUGCGCAAUUUUUGGUUCAUCUACGAAAAAUGUUCAGUUAAAAGAAAGAUUAGCGGCGAGAUUAAAUCAAAGGAGAGAGAAAAAGAAAGAAUCUGCCAGUCCGCGCAAUCUGCAAUCACCACGCGCGCGUGGGCUAACAAAUGGUGAUUUUAAUAAACUGAAAGCCAGCAAAGUUGAAAGUAGGGUUCCUCUCCCUGCAUCACCAUCAAAUAUACCUUCAACGCCGACAGAUUCUUCAGAAUAUUCUUUGCCAUCGGGGCAAAUAUCUGAUAUACGUGGUUUAGUUAAUUACAUAGAGGGAAAUAGUAGUAAGAGUAAGGCAGAACUAGCCAAAAAGAAAGCAGCAAAAAAAGCAAGGCAGAAAGAGCGUAGGGAACAAGAAAGACUUGAGGCAGAACUGGAAGCCAAGCGAAAAAUCGAACAAAAAGCUGUGAAGGAAUUAGAAAAGAAGGAAGAAAGGAAGAAGGAAUUAGAAAAGAGAGAGGAGGAGCGUAAAAUCGAAGAAGCGCAAUUAAAGAAGAAACUGAAGAAGAAACGUCAGGCUAUGAAGCGGCAGGAAUUAGAAAGGCAGAAAAAUACUUUUGAAGAGACCAUCCCAGCUAUGGUGACAAUAAAAAGAACGCCUGGAGACGAGAGCGGCAGCCCGUCAGUUACUAUCACUUUGAAAGGGUAUACUCCAGACCAAGACAAACUCUUAACAACCCUUAUUGACAAGACAGAUAUGGAGGAGAAGAAAGAGGUUUCAGUAACUAACAAAAAUAUAGUCCAAGGAAAAUGCGGCAAGAAGAAAAAGAACGCUAUGAAAAUGAAUGAAUCAAUUAUGAGCUCAAAAGUUGUAUCAGAUGAGGCAAAAAUCAUAGCUAAGAAUGUUAAAGUUACUUUGGCAGUUGACAAGAAUCCAAUUCCAAUCAUACCAGACCCUCUAAAUAUGAUCAUUGAUCAACAAUUCAAACACCAAGCGGAAGAAAUCAAAAGAGAGAGGGAACCAACAGCAGACGAAAUAAGAGCUUUAGGAAACUUAAAAUUACCUCCAGGUAUCACAAUUACUAAAGUGGAAGGCCCUUUAUCAAAUAAGAGCUACCUGGGAUCUGAUACAAAUAAAAAUAGCUCUAUGUUAGGUAAGUCUGGAGUAAUAGUAGUUGAUACAGAAAAACUUAUCCAGAAAAAAGUCGAAACGGACAUAUCAAAACCAUCAAAGGCUGGCAGGAGAAAAAAGAAGAAAUCGAAGAAAAACGCGAAAGGAAUCGAUGUAGAGCAAUCAGAUAAGCCUAAGAUGGUUACAUUAAGAAAUCCGAUGUUCCAGCCCUUCCAGAAUCCUAAUUCGAAGUCAUUCCCGGCUGAUGAAUCAGCCCCGGCAGCUAUAUUUACCAGGGAAAAUGGUAUGGUUACGAUAAGAAGUUCCAGGCUGCAGCAGUCUCUAGAUAAUGGCGCUCCAAAUAGUUCCAACGCCGUUCCAUUCGGUAUAUCUUUGAUGCCAAACUUAGUACCUGAAAUGCCCAGUUUUUCCAGCUCAGACUCUGAGCACCAAGAACAGAGCAGUAAGAGUGCAGAUAAUUCUUCAAAUAAAAACUCGAAUUUGAACGCUCAAGAAAUUUUGUCUGGUCUACCAGGGAUAGAAAUAACUAAGGUUGACAAAAAAAGUGAUAGUAAUCAUAACGUUGACUUAAAUAAUGGCACACACGACGCUCAAGUCUCUAUAAUACCGUCAAAUGGUACUGAUUUUGAUAUGGAAUUUGAUAAAGACGAUGACUGGUUAUACGACAACGUGUUUAAACCGAGAGACGUGCUUGAAGAUGACAUGGACGACGAAGAGUUGGAACUUGAGGCUUUUAAAAGGUUUUGUCAGCAAUCCAUACCUCCCAAGGAAAAGAAAGUUGCUCACUUUAAUGUUGCUGAUAUUGUAUUAAAGAAAAAGUUUUCAUAAAUAAAUGUUCAUUGUCUUUUUUUUUAGUUAUUCUUUGUUGGAUCUAAAAUGCUGGCACGAUAUUUGCCCUGUUUUAUAUUGCUUUUUUUACAAUGAAUAUUUAUUUUUGAAAUAUUGUGAUAAUUUAUGUUCUUAUCUAGUUUUGUUAGUAAUUUUACA